Messenger RNA from Kogia breviceps (pygmy sperm whale), 2502 nucleotides. It is a transcript of the gene CYB5R5, whose product is annotated as cytochrome b5 reductase like. The record is from RefSeq and is a predicted model, not a curated record. Gene Ontology annotation, molecular function: cytochrome-b5 reductase activity, acting on NAD(P)H. Lineage: Eukaryota; Metazoa; Chordata; Mammalia; Artiodactyla; Physeteridae.
GCUCAGCAUCCGGCGCGCGGUGCGUACGCCGUAAAUGCCCUUGCCUCUCCAGCCCUUCUCACGCGGAGCCUGAGCCUGGCCCUUGCACCACGCCGGCGCCGCACCGACCGCGCUGCACUGCACGCCUCCUCCCCAGCGCCCAAAGCUGGCAAGGGAGCAGGGCCUGGGCCUACUCUGGGAAGAGCACCCAGUUGCCCACACCCCCUGCCUGACCAAGGCCCACUGACAAUGGACAAGGGGGAGGAAGACGACGAUGAGGAAGCCUGGCUGCAGCUUCGGCCAGUGGAGCCCUUGCCCUCCCAGUGCUGCGGCAGUGGGUGCUCACCCUGUGUGUUCGACCUCUACCAGCGAGACCUAGCAAGUUGGGAGGCAGCCCGAGCCAGCAAGGACAGGAGCCUGCUGAGUGGAGAAGAGACACAGAGCUGUCCUUCCAAGCUGACCCCAGAGACCUUCCUAGCCUUCUGCAUCAGUGCCACGGACAGACUCACUAAGGACACCUACCUUGUCCGGUUUGCAUUACCUGGGAACAGCAGGCUCGGCUUGCGGCCUGGCCAGCACCUCAUCCUACGAGGGAUAGUAGAUGGCUUAGAAAUUCAGAGAGCCUAUACGCCCAUCAGCCCUGCCAACGCAAAAGGAUACUUUGAAGUUUUAAUCAAGUGCUACCCGACAGGGCUGAUGUCCCAGUAUGUGGAGUCCUGGAAAGCAGGAGACACGGCUUUCUGGCGAGGACCUUUCGGAGGCUUCUUCUAUAAACCAAACCAGUAUGGUGAGCUCCUCAUGCUGGCUGCUGGCACCGGCCUGGCCCCCAUGGUGCCCAUCCUGCAGAGCAUCACAGACAACGCAGAGGAUGAGACCUUCAUCACCCUGGUCGGCUGCUUCAAGACCUUUGAGGGCAUCUACCUGAAAACCUUCCUCCGGGAGCAGGCUCGUUUCUGGAAUGUCCGCACCUUCUUUGUACUCAGCCAGGAGAACUCCCUAGAGCAGCUUCCCUGGAGUUACCGGGACAAGACCCACUUUGGACGCCUGGGCCAGGACCUGAUUGAGGAGCUGGUUGGCUCCUGUCGGAGAAAGCCGUUUGCAUUGGUCUGUGGCUCAGCUGAGUUUACCAAGGACGUGGCCGGGUACUUGCUGAGCGCAGGCCUGGCCGAGGACUCCUACUUCCUCUUCUAGGCCUGGCCUCCCUUCUAAAGCUCAGGCCAGGGGCCUGGCACUGGGACGCAGGAAGGGACACAGACUGGAAUCCAAAGACAUGAAAGGAAGACCGCUGCUAACUCUCCAGGUGACCUGGGACAAAUGUCUUUACCUCUGCACGCCUCCGUUUCUCAUCCACCCCACGUGGUUCCUGACUCCCUCAAGCAGGCAUCCUACUGAGAGGAGGGAGAUGGAGCUGUAGGAACCUUGGGGAGGAGAGUAUCCAGCCGGGAGUCAGGGAGGACUCCCUGGAGGGAGCCAGGUCCUGGCUGGGUAGGAGUUGGCAGGAGAAGGACUAGGAGGGGCUUUCCUGGUUCCUCAGCUUCAAGGGUUUGAGAGGGACUCCCACUGGGCCCUGCCCUGUAAUGCUUGUGCCAAAGCCUACUUUCCCUGGAGAUGCGUCUCUCUUGUGACCUCAGGGCUGGCUCAGAUGAGGUACUCACUGGUUAGGGAAUGACCAUAGCAGAGGCUAGAGGAGGCACUUGCUGUAUGUACCUCCAGUGCCGUGAGCCUGACACAAUGAAGGUCGUGGGUUCUGUGACCUGACCAUGUCUCAGAACAAGGUGGGGCCCUAGAUUACCUAUAUUUUGGCACCAGGUCUUUUGUGCUGCAAAAGGCUUCACUCUCAGUCUCCUUUUCCUAGCUCAAGAGCCCAGCCCAGAGUCCUUUCCCCAGCAAAAGAGCCGUGAAAGCAAAUGCCCCUCCCUCCUGCAGGCAGCCAGCUCAGCCAUGCCUUCAGCUGCAGCGCCCUGGUGAUGGUUGCUAUGGAGAUCUAAAGAUAGAGCAGGAGUCGGGAGACCUGGGUCCUUCUCCCUGCUCUGCCCACUGAGCUGCUGCUGUUUCUGAGGCACCCACCCCUCCCCUCCACACCUCACCCCCUCCAUCCUUCAUGGGGCAUGCCCUCUGCAGGGAACUUAGCAAUCCUGGGCAGCACACCCAGUUAAUGAAUUCUGCUUUCUGUAGCCUGGGCUCCAGUAUGCUGCACCAGCCCAGGCUGGCUACAGGCAGUCCCAGAGUUGGAAUAUUAAGCCAUGGAAUCUCAGAAUCAAAGAACCAUAGAAUCGUAGAGUUGGAAUUUUGCAGUCAGAGAAUCACAGCCCUCAUCAUAUCAGAUGUUAAAGCUCAGGACUCCAAAAAGCAUCCCAUCUACCAGACUCAUUGUGUCAAUGGGGAAACCAAGGCUCAGCGAGGCCAUGUCACCUGCCCAAGGUAAAACAGUUCAUGGCAAGGCCAGUGUCAGAAGCCAGGUCUCUAAUGUCAGCCCUGUCCUCAGAGUUCUGUACCAGUGAUUUUUUUUUUUUUUUUUUUUUU